UGGAACCCGGCCGUGCCCGGGCAACUCGCGUCGGCCGGCGACGACGGUCUAGUGAAGAUUUGGCUUUACAACGAAUAAAGUGAGUAAAUGUUGAGACGCUUAUACGGCGUGGGCUUAUCCUGCAGCAACUCCUACGUUAGAAACCUCAAAGCGACACGCGCGAUGAGCAAGACAGCUGGCGAUAAAGACAGCCUGCCCCUGGAGGAGGUCGUGAACGCCAUACGCAAGUUCGCGAAUACAUCGCUCGCCGCAUCCUGGGAUAAUGUCGGGUUACUGGUCGAGCCGACGCAGCCGAAGGUCGUGUCGCGCGUUUUAUUGACGAACGAUCUGACCGAAGACGUGAUGGACGAGGCUGUUCAACUGAACACCGACCUGAUCGUCACGUAUCAUCCGCUGAUUUUCACCCCGUUGAAAUCCAUCACCACGCAGUAUUGGAAGGAACGAGUAGUGGCGAGAUGUCUGGAGAACAAAAUCGCCGUGUACUCGCCGCACACCAGCUUCGACUCGGUACGAGGUGGCGUGAACGACUGGCUGGCGGAAGCCUUCGAGCUCGAGGGCAGCGAUCCGAUCGAACCGAACGCGAGUAACGCGACUUACGGCAUCGGGAGGCUGUGCACCUUGAAGAACCGGAUACCCAUCGACGAGGCGGUGAACCGGGUGAAGCAGCGCACGGGUCUGGAACACGUGAGAUUGGCGCGCGCGCGCGGUGCCGACGGCUACGUGAAGACCGUAGCGCUCUGCGCCGGCUCCGGCGGCUCGGUAUUGAAGGGGAUAUCCGCCGAUUUGUAUCUCACCGGGGAAAUGUUGCACCACGACGUGUUGGACGCCGUGCAUCACGGCGCCCACGUCAUAUUGACGAAUCACUCAGACUCCGAGCGUGGUUUCCUGAAGGUGUUCGCGCCGAUAUUGCGCCGUAGUUUGCAGUGCGUCGAUGUGUGCGUAUCCGAGGCUGACCGAGAUCCGCUGGUGACUGUGUGAGGGAGACCCACGCGCGCACACACACACCGACCACGGCACCGUGACGUCGUGAGAACACAACACGUGUCUGAAAGACAUGCCUCUUUAGGCAUCUUUAGGCUGUUCUUCGGGACGCGCCGCGGCGGAACGUUGUACAGGUGAAAUACAAGCGGUGCCUCGUAUGAAAAGAAUCUUUUAUUAUUAAUAUUAUAAAUUAUCUCGUCUGUGGUACUUUUUUCUUCGGAUGCUUCUCUUUCUGUUUUUUUUUUUCUCCCAACUACGUGUAUCAAUCAAGCACAUUUAUGAGUAACGUAUCGAGAAAUCGUAGGAUGCAACUGAGAGAAGAACAUUUGUGUAUACCUCUUUACACGAACGCUCGGAGUGUCGCGGGCGGCGCGUGUUUGUCCUCCGGCGCAACGCGACGCCUGCGAUCCCCCGCGCGUAUAUACAUAUUUGGAGCGAGUCGUUCGUUCUCUGGUCCGAAUAGGAUUUCAGUUUUGAUUCUCGUACCCGACCUUCCGCCCCGUCACUACGGACUCGUCUCUCUCUCUCUCUCUCUCUCUCUCUCUCUCGCUCUCUCGCGAAAAGAAGCAGCUGUCGGUGAGAACCGGAAGAGAACCCAGAAGAGAUCUGUAUGCGCCUAUACAACGCCGGAUACAACGUCGUUCGCAUGUGAAAUUAUAGAUCGAGUCGAGAAAAGGAAAACAGAGGCGGAGCGCGAUGUCUCGAGCGAUGUAUACACGAUCGAUACACACGCCGAUGUACAGUCGACACUCGAUCGUGAUGGGUCUGGUUCGCGCGUGAAAUUGGCACGACUAACUAUCAGCUGGAGUUGAACUGAAUCGAGGAUCGGGCGGAGGAUGAGGGUGAGGAAGAGAGAGAGAGAGAGAGAUUCGAACGUACGAGCGUAUCUCGAGAACAAGAGGACGCGGAAGACCUCCAAGAGACUGUCCAUUAGACUCGUGGGAGCGAUCGAGUCCCGUUUUUCUCCGGAAAUUACUUCGUUAACCCUCGCUUAGGCUCCGUCCCGGGCUCCGUCUCCGUCGUCGUCUGUUCCUUUGUCCGCUCGGGCGUGCAAUUAUGCACACGCGGGGCAAUAUUUCACGCGUACGAAUGCGCAACAAUAGAGGCCGCGCGUGAAACAACAAUAACAACGGGGACAAUAUCUUCCCGCCGAUAUAAUUUGGAUCCCGCCCAUUGUAGUCGCGCACACAAUCGCGAUUAAAAUUAAAUUAUAAUUACAACCACACUUCCUGUGUGCGGUAAUUUACACACAUCGCUCGCGCCCACUCGUGGAUGUUCUACGGCAACAACAAUAAUAGCAAACGGUGUCGGUGUCAACGUCGGGUACGAGAGCGGCUGGCGAAAAUCUCACGCUGUCAAAUAAUCGUCCGAUGUGAAAUGAAGCAGCGCCGGCGGACAAUGCCGUCGACGACGGCCGGUGAAUGGAGCUCCGGCCGCGUUCUUAUUCGACGUAGCUCGCCUAAUAACGACACUCCAUCCGCGCGUUGCUUUCGACCAUCAACGCGCCCCGCGCGUGGGCCGCCCCCGUUCGACGUGGCUCCGAGAAGGAACGGAGUCGCGAGAUAUUUUGAUAAUCAUCAUCAUGAAACGCGUGUCGGCAUUCGGCAGAUGAAAUUUGGCUCACGGUUGAGCGAGGGGGGAGGGGAUGAAGAGUCGCGUAAAACUGGUCCGGCGUGGAACGUGUUAUAAAUCGACGCCUAAAUCGACGGCUACAUCCGAGAGGCGGAUUCGUCGCCGAGCGAAACAACGACGUCGGAUCCGUCCUUCUUUCUGUACCGUCGACACUCCCUUGACGGCAGUCCCUCAAAAUUCUGGCAUUGUUCGCGCAUGAAUGACUGCCGCCGCGAUCAGCCUCGACGGCGGCGCUCGAUCGCGUCUCGCUCGUCGAGUGCUCCCAUUUUUGCUUCACAUCGUAUCUUAUAUAUAUAUAUAAUGUGUGUAUAUAUAUAUAUAUAUAUAUAUAUUUAUAUAUGUAUAUUCUCCAAUAGGUAUUCCCUCUCUCUCGCAACGCAAUAAUAGAUUUUAACACGGACCCGUUAAAGUCUCAACUUAUUUUCUUAUCAACAGUAACACGUACACAUCCUUCGGCAAGCACAACGUAUUGUCUCGUAACCGUGAUAAAGCAAAAAUGUAACGUUUAUACCUGCUGCUCGAAUGCAUGUAUGUGUAUGUGCGUGUAUAUGCAUGUAUGUAUAUAUGCGCAGGUGAACGUUGAGAGUUAUUCUCACGAAUAUACGGGUGUGCAUGCGCGUGUGUGAUGUGUAUGUGUGCGUGUGUGUAUGUAUAUAUAUAUAUAUGUUCGGUUUUUGUCGCUACCCUGUCUUCGCCCUAAAGUCUUCGCGCAUUUACAAUAUUUCAGCACUAACCGGGAUUCGCUCCCCGUCUGUCGUUUUUACACCUGUCCCUUCCUCGCGCCUCACCCCGGCGUCACGCGCGGUCACUACCGACAUUCGUCGUUUCCUCCACCGUCUCCUCUACCCCCCUCGGCCUCCUCCCUUGCUGUGCUCCUCGCUUUUGUCCGCGCGUUUUUCAACACCCGUCACGAUUCUCCUCCGGCCGAGGUAAGAUUUCUUUCGGCCAUUAUCCGUGUGGACUUCCGCGAGCUCGUAUCUCUUCCGAUCGUCCA
Dinoponera quadriceps is the source of this 3607-nucleotide messenger RNA. RefSeq names its product probable cytosolic iron-sulfur protein assembly protein Ciao1 (gene Ciao1). Gene Ontology annotation, molecular function: protein binding. Gene Ontology annotation, cellular component: cytosolic [4Fe-4S] assembly targeting complex; mitochondrion; cytoplasm. The transcript has 5 exons. Lineage: Eukaryota; Metazoa; Arthropoda; Insecta; Hymenoptera; Formicidae. The record is from RefSeq and is a predicted model, not a curated record. Bases 88 to 978 code for a protein of 296 amino acids. Gene Ontology annotation, biological process: iron-sulfur cluster assembly.